CAACUUGUAUCAUCAGCCAAUAAUAAGAAACAAGAGAAGAACUAUGAGAUCUGCUACUUUUUUCUUGGUUUCCUGUGUUCUCAUGUCUUUCGUUUUGAGCCAUGUUAAAGAAGUGGAAGCUGGAUUGGAUCCCAUGGCGGCUAACCUACGCGUCCGGAAGGAUAUAUUUAUCGGAGGAUGCGGCCGGGACGGAAACAAGACAUGCAUGAAAGACUUUGUUAAGAAAGGAGGUGUGAUGAAUAAGCCCAUUAGUUGCGAGUGUGAUAACCUUGGAUACGAACAUUUAUGCCGGUGUAAUUUUUCUUGAUGUAAUUUUCUUCAUAUCCUUUAUUAAAAUCUCUAAGAAAAACAUAGAAGAAACUAGUUUUAUUGUGGUAUAAUAAUAAUCUUUAAAGGCCUUAAAAGGCUCAUUUCCUUUUAACAUUUGUACAAGUUCCUUUCCAUAUCUAUGAUUAUCAGUGUUUGUCGGUG
This is a messenger RNA of Arabidopsis thaliana (thale cress), 471 nucleotides long. RefSeq names its product SCR-like 26 (gene SCRL26). Gene Ontology annotation, biological process: signal transduction. Gene Ontology annotation, cellular component: extracellular region. The transcript is spliced from 2 exons. Lineage: Eukaryota; Viridiplantae; Streptophyta; Magnoliopsida; Brassicales; Brassicaceae. The record is from RefSeq and is marked reviewed. Bases 44 to 307 code for a protein of 87 amino acids.